AUGGAGCAAAGGCGUUCAACAUCCGAAGAUAACAAGGACCCGACAUUCACCGCGCUGACACCAACCGAGUCACCCGUCGAGUAUCGAAAUAACAUCGAAAUAGCUGAGUUAACGGCGACAUCAAAACGAGACCUUGAAGCCGCUAGAGAACGUAUUCUGCGACGGCAGGCUCUCGUUCGGCAGGAUGCGCCACAGUUACCGUUUUUAACUUUCUUCAGGAGGGGCCUGAGUGAUGACGAGUUAGAUCGGGUUGCUACACAACCCUCAGUUUAUGAUGAUCCGGCUACUGCGAAGUUUUUUGAGCCGCAUCCGCAAUGGGAGAAUUUGCAUCGGUUUGAUCCUGAGGCUCGAUGGACCUGGAGGGAAGAGUUGCCAUUGAUUAACAGACUUGACUGGAAAAUUAUGGUCUGGGCAUGCAUCGCCUUCUUUGGUUUAGAUUUAGGACGCGGCAAUCUUGCUCAAGCAAACACGGAUAACUUUCUUCCAGAUCUAAAUCUAACGACAAAUGACUAUAACUUGGGGAAUACGGUUUUCCAACUAUCGUUUCUAAGCGCUGAACUACCAUCUCAAAUAAUAAGUAAACGGAUCGGUGUUGAUAGAUGGCUUCCGUUUUUGAUGUGCUCUUGGGCUAUUGUGUCCGGGUCGCAGUUUUUUCUGGCUGGGAGAACCUCAUUUCUGAUUUGUAGAUGCCUGCUUGGGCUUCUGCAGGGGGGGUUUAUACCUGAGGUCGUCUUAUUUUUAACCUACUUCUACAAAAAUACCGAGCUCCCAUUCCGUCUUGCAAUAUUCUGGUGCACCCGUCGGUUUACUGAUAUCGUCGCCCCAAUAAUUGCUUUCGGAAUCCUUCGACUCCGCGGAAAGCACGGCCACGAAGGUUGGCGCUGGCUCUUCCUAGCCGAAGGCGCAAUGAUGUUCUCUAUUGGCGUUUUCUCGGCUUUUUUCAUGCCAGCAUCCCCAACUCAGACUAAAUCCUGGUACCGUCCUAACGGCUGGUUCAACGAGCGAGAGGAAACAAUCAUGGUCAACAGAGUUAUCAGAGAUGAUCCAUCGAAAGGAGAUAUGCACAAUCGACAAGGACUUACGUUAAAACUGCUGUGGAAGUCGUUGGGCGACUUUGAUAUCUGGCCAAUUUAUAUCUUUGGCAUGCUUUGGGAGUUGCCUUCUGGCCCGCCGGACCAGUAUUUGACCCUUAAUCUGAGGAAUUUGGGGUUUAGUACUUUUGAUUCGAACCUACUGUCGAUUCCGUCGCAGUUCUUUGGGGCUAUUACGAUGCUUAUCUUGACCUGGCUUUCGGUUUCAUGGAAUGAAAGAGCGUCGUUUGGAAUAAUAACACAAUUAUGGUAUUUACCGAAUUUAAUCGCUUUAGCUUUGCUAAGACGACAGUCGGCGCAUCACUAUAAUUGGUCCACCUUUGCUAUUUUAACGGUUUUGUUAUCUUAUCCUUCACCUCAUGCAAUGCACGUUGGGUGGGCGAAUCGGAAUUCUAAUUCUGUUCGUACCAGAGCCGUUUCAGCUGCUCUGUAUAAUAUGAUGGUGCAACUUGCUCGAGUGAUAUACUCGAAUAUUUACCGUGAAGAUGACAAACCAGAGUGUAAGUUAACUCCAGUCCUCAAGCUCCUUAGGGCUUGA
Messenger RNA from Orbilia oligospora ATCC 24927, 1629 nucleotides. RefSeq lists its product as uncharacterized. The coding region runs from base 1 to 1629 and encodes 542 amino acids. The transcript has 7 exons. Gene Ontology annotation, biological process: transmembrane transport. Gene Ontology annotation, cellular component: membrane. The record is from RefSeq and is a predicted model, not a curated record. NCBI's taxonomy places the organism in Eukaryota, Fungi, Ascomycota, Orbiliomycetes, Orbiliales, Orbiliaceae. Gene Ontology annotation, molecular function: transmembrane transporter activity.